Penaeus indicus is the source of this 3894-nucleotide messenger RNA. Its product is annotated as FRAS1-related extracellular matrix protein 2-like. Bases 1 to 3894 code for a protein of 1297 amino acids. NCBI's taxonomy places the organism in Eukaryota, Metazoa, Arthropoda, Malacostraca, Decapoda, Penaeidae. Gene Ontology annotation, biological process: cell communication; anatomical structure morphogenesis. The transcript is spliced from 27 exons. Gene Ontology annotation, cellular component: membrane. The record is from RefSeq and is a predicted model, not a curated record.
AUGCUUGCUGAGUUCAGACACGUUAUAUGCUUUGGAGACGUGAACGAGCGCAGUGUCUCAUACCGCCUGGAUUCCGGAGUCAACGAAACUGCUGAUUCCUUUCGUUUCUCCGUUGAAGACAAAGGAGGGAACAGCCUUCGAGCGCAGGAAUUCGAGCUGAACUGGUCCUGGAUUAGCCUGGAGGAGGAGGUGUACGAGGCCAACGAGACGGACAAGGUCGUGCUCGUCCACCUUCGGCGUCGUGGGUUCCUGGGCGAGACCUCCUUCGUCACCAUGGCACUCCAAAACGGCACAGCCCAGACAGACGAGGACCUCCACCCCUCCUACGCCCACCAGGUCCAGUUCAACCCCGGCCAGGAGGAGGCUCUCUGGCGUCUCAGGCUCCAGGACGACGGACUCUACGAAGGCCCCGAGAGUCUUAGCUUGAGACUCACGCUUCCGGUUAUGACUGCUGUCGAGGACCCGGCUGAGGCUCUUAUCGUUAUCAGCGACGAGGAAGAUGUGAGCCGUGUAUCAUUCGGAGUGUCUUCCUUGACCGUGGAGGAGGACGUCGGGGAAUUAAAGGUCGACCUCGUACGAAGCGGCGAUCUCUCGAGGGAACUGACGGUGGCUUGUGUGACAGUUUCUCCUUCAAGUGAGGACAGUGCCACAGGAACAGUGCCAACCUCAGUCCUCUCGUAUUCUGACUAUAUCACCCGGCCCGACGAUCCGACUUCCAUGGUCACGUUCGGCCGAGGUGAGAGUCACGCAGUCUGCCCCGUUAUCGUGAUUGAUGACUCGUUGCAAGAGACCGCUGAGUCAUUCUCUUUGGUCCUGCGGUCUCCUAUGGGCGGGAACCUCGGUGACGUCAUCAAUCUCACCGUCACUAUUAUGCCCGAUGCUAAUGAUGUGCCGCUCAUAUUCUUCGGAGAAUCGACAUACAACGUCGACGAAUCAGCUGGGUCAUUGGAGGUCACUGUCUGGCGCACUGGCACUGACCUCUCUCGCGUGGCAUCGGUCCAGGUGGCAUCCAAGGCCCUCAACCCAACGGAGGCACAAGCCGGGUACGACUACGUGGCUGUGGGUCGUCAGGUGGACUUCCUCCCCGGGGCGACGCUGCAGACGGUACGACUCGCUAUCCUGGACGACCUUGGGGCCCCGACGCUGGAAGGGCCCGAGAGACUACAGCUUGUCCUCCGCGUCCCCGUCAACGCCUCCCUCGGGAAUCCUGCGGUCGCGAACGUCACCAUUAAUGAUUCGCGGUCGGAUUUGCCCAAGUUUGAGUUCAGUGCCAGCCAUUACUCGGGCUACGAGAGCGACGGCGAAGUUACGGCCUGGAUAUCGCGCUCCGGGGACCUCGCUCACCACGCCUCCGUCAGAUGUUUCACAAGACAGGAGACGGCAGAGGUUGGCCUGGAUUUCGACGAGAGACCAGAUACCAAUGCCUCUUUUGUUCAUUUUCAACCCGGUGAGGUGGAACGUCCUUGCAAAGUCAUCUUAGUGAACGACCACGUGCACGAGGACGACGAGACUCUCCUGCUACGCCUGGGGUCUCCUGCGUCGCCUUCUGCCGGAGGGGCUCUGCUGGGGGCGCGAAACACUUCCUCUGUCACCAUCAAGGACAAGGCCGAUCGCUCGACGAUCUACCUGGAGGAGACGCGAGUGAGUGUCGAGGAACCCCCAGAAGCAGGGGAACAAAGGACAGUGCGCUUGGGCGUGGCGAGGGGCGGCGACACCUCCUCCACCGUCGCCGUCAGAGUGCACACUAAGGACGGGUCAGCGGUUUCAGGAGCGGAUUACUUCGGCUUUAGUAAAGAGCUGGUGUUCGCCCCCAACGCGUCCCGUCAGGAGGUGGAGUUGGUGGUCCUCGGCGACGGAGUCAAGGAACACCGAGAGGCCUUCACGGUCCACCUCAAGUCCGACCUCGGCUCCGCGUCCAAGGUGGAGGUCGUUACUUCAAAGGCCAUUAUUUAUAUUGAAGAAAUGAACGUCGUAGCAGAUGUGACUUUCCCAGCACCCCCUGUGGUCGUUUCUCUGCGCGACUACGACAUACCAUUCGCUGCCCCACUACCUGUGCCCGGAUACCCCGUUGUCUGCGUUACGGCGUGUGACAGCAAGCACCCAGACUUCGAGGUGACGGGGCCCUUGUGCGCUCGUCAGGGAAUCAACCAGACUCUCUCCUCCUUCAGGUGGCGAGUGGCCGCUCCUUCAGGAUACGAUGGCGUUAGCAAGGAUCUGAAGGACGUCUCUUCUGAUACGUUUUUCACCAGCACUCACAGCAUAACGUUAGACAGCGUGUAUUUCUCCACUGGAAGCCGCGUGCAGUGCGUAGCCCGCGCGUACUCCGUGGACGGCGACGCAGGCUUGGAACUGGCCUCGGCGCCCACUAGCAUAGCGCGGGAGGGGGGGCUGUGUCCUCCUAGGUACGAGGGCACGUUCGGCGCCGAUCCCUUCACGGCAAAGCUGCACUACACAGGACCUGACGACGAGGACCUCCCCAACCUGGUCCGCGUCGAGGUGGUGAUUCCGCACAGGGACGGCAUGAUCCCCGUCCUCUCGACACGCGCCCUCACCAACUUCGAACUCACGCUCUCCAGGGACGGCAUCAGGAUAGGGAAUCACCGCUGCUCCAAUCUGCUGGAUUUCCAUGAGGUGCGGACCGAGCAUGGAUUUUUGACCAACGAGACUCGAAGUUCCCGACUGGUGGAUGAAGUUGAACCUUACCAAUAUUCUUCUGAUCUCCGAAGUCCUGCAACGUUGAGAUUCUACCGCGCCCUGGACCUGGAAUCCUGCCUGUGGCGCUGGGUCGGUCACUUCACCAUGUCCGAAUUAGUGACGCAGUGCGGGGGCGUCACCACGACCGACGGGCAGGUUCUAGACGUCGUGCAGAGUUACGUCAGCGUCGUCGUUCCUCUCUACGUCUCCUACAUCUUCCAUUCUCCCGUGGCGACCGGAGGCUGGCAGCACACCGAUCUCACGACGCAUCUCAGGCUGAGCUUUGUCUACGACACCUCUAUCCUCUGGCACCAGGGAAUAGGAGCCCCCGCCACCAGUGAGCUCGACGGACACCUAUAUCCUACGGCCAUGAGGAUAAGGGAGGACGGGCGUCUCGUGGUGUCCUUCCGCACCGAAGCGAGAUUCCGCGGAAUUUUCGUGAAGACGCACCAGGCCGUGACCCAGCGGAGUUCCGUGACCUCUGAGGAACACCCUGACCUGACCUUCACCCUCGACCUGCUGAGAUCACAGCCGACAUACGCACAGCCGGAACAGCAGUGGCAGUUUGUGUCCGAUUUCGCGGUACGCGACUACAGUGGUCGUUACAAGGUCCUCCUCCUUCCCUGCACAGUGACGGAGGACGUGGCUUACUCACUGCCUCUUCUGUGUAAUCCGCGGGAAGCCGUUGAGUUCGAUCUGCAGGUACGUUUCCAACAGGUAUCCGAUCCAGUACCUGAAGAAUUCACACUUAGCACUAUCUUCCACCUGAUGCGCAGAAGGGAGCUCUGGCUGUCGGAUCUCACGACUGACUUCGAUACUGAAUCUGACGUCUCUUUUUAUCCUGGCGAGCGCAUCUACGGUCGCGUGAUGAUCAACCCCGUGCAAGCGCUGGGCGUCGGCUUCCACGUGACUCUGGAAAAGUGUUUCAUCUGCACGGGCGUGGACGGGUACGUGCCGAAGUACAACCCGGCCAGCGAUGAGUACGGCUGCGUGGCGGACUCCCCUAACCUCCUCCACAACUUCAAGAUCAUUGACAAAGGAGCGCCAGACUCAGUAAAAUUCGAAUACCAAGGGAAGGCCUUUAAUGCUCGCCUCGCUGUUGAAGACGGUGAGCCUGACGUCAUCGCCCUCCUGAACCAACCCGGUGCUGAUGGUUUUUCUCUGGAUUCAACGCCACUGUUCGAGAGUGUUUGGUACUGA